Phlebotomus papatasi is the source of this 1408-nucleotide messenger RNA. RefSeq names its product 26S proteasome regulatory subunit 8 (gene Rpt6). The transcript is spliced from 3 exons. The record is from RefSeq and is a predicted model, not a curated record. Lineage: Eukaryota; Metazoa; Arthropoda; Insecta; Diptera; Psychodidae. Gene Ontology annotation, biological process: proteasome-mediated ubiquitin-dependent protein catabolic process. Bases 126 to 1337 code for a protein of 403 amino acids. Gene Ontology annotation, molecular function: ATP hydrolysis activity; proteasome-activating activity; ATP binding. Gene Ontology annotation, cellular component: proteasome regulatory particle, base subcomplex.
GUGAAAACAAAGAAGAAGAAGAAAAGUAGUGAUUUUGCAGAAAAUUCGAUUGAUUUGUUUUGCUUUGGUUUUUGGUGAAUUACUUAGAGAUUUGUGAGAAUUGUGAGUGAAAAUUGGACUCCAAGAUGACAAUAGUGUCCAAGAUGGAUGUCGAUGUGAAUCGUGGGGAGGGCUUCCGGUCGUAUUACAUACAAAAGAUCGAGGAGUUGCAGCUCGUGGUGGCGGAGAAGAGUCAGAAUUUGAGGAGAUUGCAGGCCCAGAGGAAUGAAUUGAAUGCAAAAGUCCGGAUGCUAAGGGAAGAGUUGCAGUUGCUGCAGGAGCAGGGGAGUUAUGUGGGGGAGGUGGUGAAACCGAUGGACAAGAAGAAAGUCCUGGUUAAGGUGCAUCCGGAAGGGAAAUUCGUGGUGGACAUUGACAAGAAUAUUGACAUCAAUGAUGUCACUCCAAAUUGCCGUGUAGCUCUCCGGAAUGAGAGUUAUACGCUCCACAAGAUUCUGCCGAAUAAAGUGGACCCAUUGGUGUCACUGAUGAUGGUGGAGAAGGUGCCGGAUUCCACGUAUGAGAUGGUUGGUGGCUUGGACAAGCAGAUCAAGGAGAUUAAGGAGGUUAUUGAGCUUCCGGUGAAGCAUCCGGAGUUGUUUGAUGCCCUGGGAAUAGCUCAGCCGAAGGGAGUGUUGCUGUAUGGACCUCCAGGGACGGGAAAAACCCUCCUGGCCAGAGCUGUGGCUCAUCAUACGGAGUGCACCUUCAUCCGGGUUUCUGGAUCAGAGCUCGUGCAGAAGUUCAUUGGCGAGGGUUCCCGGAUGGUUAGGGAGUUGUUCGUGAUGGCCAGGGAACAUGCUCCUUCGAUCAUUUUCAUGGAUGAAAUUGAUUCAAUUGGAUCCUCGAGGAUUGAGUCCGGAAGUGGAGGAGACUCCGAAGUGCAGCGCACGAUGCUUGAGCUCCUCAAUCAGUUGGAUGGAUUUGAAGCCACGAAGAACAUCAAAGUGAUUAUGGCUACGAAUCGGAUUGAUAUUUUGGAUCCUGCUCUCUUGCGUCCUGGACGCAUUGACCGGAAGAUUGAAUUCCCGCCACCAAAUGAGGAAGCUCGACUGGACAUCCUCAAGAUCCACUCGCGCAAGAUGAACCUCACCCGAGGGAUCAAUCUCAGGAAGAUUGCUGAGCUGAUGCCUGGAGCUUCCGGAGCCGAAGUCAAGGGAGUCUGCACGGAGGCUGGAAUGUACGCCCUGAGGGAGAGACGUGUCCAUGUGACUCAAGAGGACUUUGAGAUGGCCGUGGCCAAGGUGAUGCAGAAGGAUUCGGAGAAGAAUAUGUCCAUCAAGAAGCUCUGGAAGUAGACCUGGCAAGAAAUCUCUCCUCAAAAUUUUGUUUAUUCAAAGAGAAAUAAAAUCUUAAAUUAAGAUUUCAA